This is a messenger RNA of Fibroporia radiculosa, 1230 nucleotides long. RefSeq lists its product as uncharacterized. The record is from RefSeq and is a predicted model, not a curated record. The transcript is spliced from 2 exons. Lineage: Eukaryota; Fungi; Basidiomycota; Agaricomycetes; Polyporales; Fibroporiaceae. The coding region runs from base 1 to 1230 and encodes 409 amino acids.
AUGGGGUCCAUCGGGCCUAUCACCGAAGUCGCUAGGUCAGAGCCGGACAUGCGUUUCAAACAUUUGAUACAGCUCCCAGUCGAAUUGUGGGAGAAAGUGAUUGAUUGCGUCGCGGACGAUUGGAUGGGCGCCUAUAGGGAUAACGAGGUAUAUGAAGCCCGAUUACUAACACUGGGAAGAGUGUGUAGAGGGUGGUAUUCUCGUUGCCGAUUUCGUGCCCAGGAGAGGCUUGAUGUGAGGGACACGGAUAAAAGCCAGGUGUACCGCCUGAUCAAAGUACUGAACAAGCACCCCGAGCGGUGCCGCCCCAUCAAAGCAGUCUCGUUCGAUUGGUGGAACGAGUCGGUUGCCGUCUUUGGGACGUUUGCUAUAUGCAUGGCACAGAAAUUGCCUCGAGUCGAACUACUCAGAUUCGAAAAUGGUGUGUGGGUGGUUGGGCAGCUGCACACGCAGAUCUUCCUCCAUGUGACCCUCGCAUUUGGGUCGGUGACCAUCCUCGAUUUCUUCUCGGUAAAAUUCCCUUCUGCGGUUGUGUUUGGGCGACUUGUUCGUGCGCUCCCCCGCCUCGCCUCCCUUUAUUGCCAUCAAGUGCACUUCGAGAAGCGCUGUGAUGUGGCCAGCACUGUUUGGGUGCGACAUCCCCUCAGACUCGACACCGUCGAUCUGCAUAAUAGCAAUGAUGUCAUAGAUUUCCUGGCGUCGAGCGACGCACACGUCCGCCAUCUCUCCUCCCGUAAUGAUGCCCUGGAGAAGUGCUCCAAGCUACUCCCUGUGGUUGCCGAAUCGCUCUUGUCCCUGCGCAUCGCGCUAGAGCGUUAUUUUGGCUCUCCUACUGAUGCUCGUCCCUCAGACUUUCAGAUCGAUCUCACGCCGGCCGUCCGCUUGCAGGCCCUGUCAUUUAAUCUUCGCCUUGAAGACAUGAUCAGAGCGGCAAACAUCUUGUCUCGCGCGUCUCUUCCAAAGUUGAUCGAAGUCAAGUUCAAUUCGUUGCUCUAUGAUGCCAAGUCUCCGCUUGUCCAGGACGCUCUUGACAACGUCGAUAAUAAUUGCUAUGCGUUAAUGGACCAAGCUCUCUCCGGCCGUCGAUAUCCUGCUCUACAAAGCGCCGUCUUUCAUCUUCACUUUUGUGUUCGACGUAGCAGUGUGAAGGAGGUGAUGCCCAAGGACUCCUGGGAGAGUCAGCUUUCGUCGAGGUUUCCUUCAUUGCAUGCUAGUGGACGGCUUGUGUGA